GGACGCAAACUGUGCACCUGAAGCGAAGACAUCUGUGGUGUGAAGCUGUUGAAAACAACUAUUAUAUGAAAGCAGACACAGAGGAUGGCUGAAGGUGUGAGGCGAAGGAGAAAGCUGAAGCCCGUGGAGGAGGCCAUACAGUUUUCACUUGAACAGAAAGACAAGAAUGGACUCGAGGGCAGGUUCAUCAGUCAUCUUAAAGGGAGGGGUGUGUUCAGCUGUACUGACUUUGAGAAAGGAGAUUUCCUGCUGGAAUACAGAGGAGACCUCAUCAGCAAAGAAGAAUGUGAGCGGAGGCAAAGAAUAUAUCACCAUGCACUUAAAAAGUUUUCAUGUUUGAGUUUCGCUACAAUGGAAAACUCCUCUGUGUCGAUGCAGCCCGAGAUGACGGUUCUCUUGGGCGGCUUGUAAACGAUGACCAUAUUAACCCAAACAGCAGGAUGAAGACGAUUCGUGUGGAUGGAAAACCUCACUUAUGUUUAUUUGCCACAAGGAGCAUCUGUCCUGGUGAAGAGAUCACAUAUGAUUAUGGUGAUUCUGAGUGGCCAUGGAGAUGCACGACUCUUAGUGUGGUUGAACCGUCCACUCUUGAAGUCAACACUCUGUCCCAGUCAGAAGACACAGACGUAGAGAAGACUCUUAGUGUGGUUGAACCGUCCACUCUUGAAGUCAACACACUGUCCCAGUCAGAAGACACAGACGUAGAGAAGCUGAAAGUUGUCAGUGAUCAGUCAGUGUUGGACUCCGGUAUCUGUGCAGCCUCUGAAGGACUGGAAAAGGUGACUCUGAAGAAGGACCAGUUACUAUUGGAUGAUCAGGACUGUUUUGAGAAGAUGUCACCUGUCAAAGAGCAUGUGUUAAAUGAGGAGCAGAGCUUUUGUGCCCCAGUUGAAGGAGUUAAGGAGGUCUGCAGACAUGUUGUGGUCACUUCAGCAAUAUCAAGCAUGGAUAAAUGUGCUGAAUGUGUGGGACCUGUAGCAGCACUCAAGUGGAUUGGCCUGAGAUGUAAAUUGUGCUCCAGUUUUUGGCACAAGUCCUGCUAUCUGAAGCUUCAUGAAUGGAAUGGAAGACGGUCAUCGUGUGAAGUAAGUUCAGAGGAAGAUGAGCUGUCAGAUGAGGAUUACAUACCUCAGUCAGAGUCAGACCAUCAGUCAGACAGUUCAGAUGAGUUGACCACAAGACCAGCACGUUACGAUCAAGCUAAACUCUUAGAUAUACAGGAAGCUGCGUCAUCUAAGUUUAGUGAACAUCUGAGAUCAGAUGUAACUGCCCUGAAUGUGUCUAAGGGCAAAGGAAAAGGAGUCCUGAAGGUCAUGGAAGCAGCAAGUGUGUAUGAGGAGUCUGAUUUAAUGUGUCAUGAGGAGCAGUUUACUGAUUUUGAGACAGACAGUGAAUCAGACUUUCCCAGGAAGCAAGGCUCAGUUGUAUGCAGGUCAACAGAUGUGCUUAUGUCAUCACCUCAAUCACACAAUAGUAAGCUUUUGAAUUCAAAAAGCACCGUAACAUUGAGAGAAGAGAGGGAACGCAGCGUGGCUGGAGGUGAUCAUUGUGUGCAGUCACCAAAAAUCUCCUGUUCAGCAAAUAGGAAGAAUUAUUGUUACAUCUGUGGGAAACCUCAGUCCAAGUUAGCGCGCCAUUUGAAAACUCAUAUGGCUGAAGUUGAAGUUGUUCAGGCUCUGUCACUCCCAGUUCACUCAAAAGAACGUAAAGCAAUGCUGCAAAAGCUCAGGAACAAGGGCAACUUUCAGCAUAACACUGAUGUUUUACAGUGUGGAGAGGGGGCUCUUAAAAUAAAACGAGCACCAAAAAGAAAGUGUGAUUCAAAGCAGUUUGUGCAUUGCAUGUACUGCAAAGGGUUGUUUGUACGGAGAGAUCUGUGGCGUCAUUUAAAAAGAUGUCCCUCAAAACCAGCAGCUGACAGUGAAGAGCAAGGGAGGAGGAGAGUCUUGGGCCUGGCAUCUAUGGCAGAGUCUUCAUUCAGUCAGCACAUAUCACAAGGAGUUUGGAAACUCUUAGGUGUGAUGAAGCAGGAUGACAUUUCUGUUAUUUCUGAGUAUUCUUCAGCUUGCACAGUCGUUUUUUAACAAACAUGGUCACGACCCUACCA
Carassius auratus (goldfish) is the source of this 2107-nucleotide messenger RNA. RefSeq lists its product as uncharacterized. Lineage: Eukaryota; Metazoa; Chordata; Actinopteri; Cypriniformes; Cyprinidae. The record is from RefSeq and is a predicted model, not a curated record. Gene Ontology annotation, molecular function: transcription regulator activity; protein binding; histone H4K20 methyltransferase activity. Bases 333 to 2084 code for a protein of 583 amino acids. Gene Ontology annotation, cellular component: nucleus; polytene chromosome. Gene Ontology annotation, biological process: regulation of DNA damage response, signal transduction by p53 class mediator; regulation of transcription by RNA polymerase II. The transcript is spliced from 12 exons.